AGCUAUAUGUUAUUUUGAUUAUUAUCGUAUAAUUGCAUAUCAUACUGGUGUAUCUCGUGUAUGAAUUUCCGGUUGGAUUAUUUACAUUUGUUUAUUUUUAUCACUACUGCGGUUACCGUUGGUUGUAGUUGGUUUUAAUGUUGAAAAACGAAUAAAGUGAUAAAAUGCAUCCGAAUUUGCAUAAAAUAUUGGGAGGUUCGGGGUUUGGGUUGUUGUCGUUCGGACUUUUGGGAACUUGGUAUCUUUUUCCGAAAAUUAUCGACAGCCAAAUUCAUGCGAAUAUUGAUUUGAAAGAAGGUACAAUGGGCUAUGACACGUGGAAAAAACAACCGUUUCCGUUAAAGUUUAAAAUUUACUUCUUCAACGUGACCAACGCAGCAGCUGUUCAACAAGGAGCAAAACCAAUACUCAGAGAGAGAGGUCCAUAUGUCUACGAUCAAUAUCGGGAACGUGUUGAUGUAAAACUCGAAGAAGAAAAAGACGCUUUCCGGUACGUCCUCAAAAAAUACUACUAUUUCAACAAGAAUGAAUCGGGAUGUUAUGAUCAAGAAGACAUUGUUACAAUCGUGAAUGCUGCUUUAGUGGGUACAGCUCUUCAGGUACAGCAAAUGUUACCAACAGCAAUGUCAAUGGUAAACGAAGCUGUUCCGUAUCUAUACCCAGGCGCUAAAGACAUUUUCAUGACAGCAAAAGUACGCGAUAUCUUGUUUGAUGGUAUUUUGAUUCAUUGUACAGACCCAGCUGUUGAUUUCAUUUGUGGAGCAAUGAAGGGUACCCUCCCUAAGACCAUACAAGUUGCUCCCAAUGGCAAGGACUUUAUUUUUUCUAUGUUUCGACAUUUAAAUGGCACUGACGAUGGUCCCUGGGAAAUGGAACGAGGAAUGACCAAGAACAGCUCUCGUGGUGAGGUUCUCAGUUUUGAAAACCAAGAAAUAUUAGAUAUCUGGGAAGAAGGCUCCACUUGCAAUAUGAUUAACGGAAGUGAUUCAACUGUUUUUGAAAUUCCCAAAAAGAUCCCCGCUGAGAGGGUUUACUCGUUCUCACAAGACUUUUGCAGAUCUUUGUAUAUUCAAUACGAAAAGGAAACUGAAGAGUUUGGAAUGAGAGCAUUAAAAUACAGCAACACUGCAGGACCUUUAAACUACGAUUCUGGAGAAAUGAGAUGUUUCUGUCCAUUUUUCGAAGAUGAAGAUGGAGAAGAACAACAAGUGUGUCCCAUGAAUGGCUUAGCUGAUGUUACACCAUGCAUGAAAGCUCCUGUCCUUCUAUCUUUCCCACAUUUUUAUUUAGGUGAUCCUAAACUACUGGAUUAUGUCACUGGCCUCAAUCCUCAGAAAGAUAUUCAUGAAAUAUACGCUCACCUUGAACCAACAACCGCUACGCCUCUAUCUGGUAAAAAACGUGUUCAGCUAAACAUCGAGGUAAAACCAAUUGAUGAAUUUGACUUGCUUGAAAAUGUCACUCGGGGAAUAUUCCCAAUCAUCUGGCUUGAUGAAGGAGUUGUGCUACCACCAGACUUUGUCAAUAUUUUAACCAGUAACUUCUUAAAAAUCAAAAUGGUGAACGCCAUGAAAAUAGUCCUGAUUAUUUCUGGAUUAGGAUUAGCAACAGCUGGCGGUAUCUUAGCCUUAAAGAAAGAAAGACUCUUAUGUUUUGCAAACAGUGACACUGCUGACAUAACCACAAUCAAAGGCAAAGACAGCCAUAGUGCAAAAAGUGACGGCCCUGAAGGAACAGUAAAUCCUGCAUUUGAAGGUAACAUGGCCUUAAACCCUCCAGGAUUAAACAAAUCAUUGAAUAACAAUCAAAGGCAAGGCGUACGAGGUAAUGCCCAACAGUGGAAUGCUCAAGUAUGGCAUUCAGGAGAAGCAAAUGGAAAUUAAUUAAAUUUUUAGGUUAGGUUUGAGAAAAAGUUUGCGUGCACUUUUGAAACACGGAUUUUAACAGCAAAUAAAAACAUUCUACAACUAAUAAUUAUAUUUACAAUGUUGUUUGGAAAUUAAAAAUGCAAAUUUUACAAAUGUAUAGGUCCUACAUUAACGAAUAGUAAUAAUAAUUAAUGGCAAAUUGAUUUCUUUGUCUCAGAAAUAAAUUACAAAAAUCAA
This is a messenger RNA of Dalotia coriaria, 2105 nucleotides long. Its product is annotated as sensory neuron membrane protein 2-like. Gene Ontology annotation, molecular function: scavenger receptor activity. The transcript is spliced from 7 exons. Gene Ontology annotation, cellular component: cytoplasm; membrane. Lineage: Eukaryota; Metazoa; Arthropoda; Insecta; Coleoptera; Staphylinidae. The coding region runs from base 165 to 1883 and encodes 572 amino acids. The record is from RefSeq and is a predicted model, not a curated record.